UGCGUGUUUUUUUUCCGCAGCUGUUUGUUAUUCAUGGAUUAAUACAAAUGCACAAAAACAUUGAGCAUCGUUAGUGUGUGCGAAAUGAUGUGUUCAGCAUACAAGCGAUUUUAUUUGUGAGAAGCGGCAAGAGUGACAGUUGUUGUCGUUCACACAAUUGAAACGUAAAUAAAAACGAAGUUUACGCAUCGUCGAAUUAUUAGUUGACUUGCGGCAAUUGACACGAUUAAGUAUCAGCUGAUUAAAGCAAUAGUUUCAAGUGCUAACAACAAGUGGAAUUUUGCAACGCACAAAAGAAAAAAAAACAACAAACAAAACUUCAAGUGGUUGAUUGAAGCAGCGUAAAGAUUUUUCAAAUAUAACAGAGUCAAUACGACAAGAGAAAGUGUAAGACGUUCAUAAAAAAUGGUGCAAAUUAUUGAAGAUGCAUUCGGUUCAGUGAAAGAUCCAAUAACUGGAUUUGACGAACGGGUGAGACGAUUUACAUUCAGCAAUGAUAAUGGCGUUUCGGUUCAAGUCAUCACGUAUGGCGCAACAGUGACAGCCAUUCGAAUGCCUGAUAAGUAUGGCAAUAUUGCAGAUAUUGUUCUGGGAUAUGACGAUUUGGAAGGCUAUCGUUCAAAGUCCAAUCCAUAUUUCGGUGCGACUGUUGGACGGGUUUGCAAUCGCAUUGGAUUUGGCCAGUUUAAUUUGAAUGGAAAACAUUUCGAAGUGGAUAAAAAUUUGAACGGAAUGCAUCAACUUCAUGGUGGAACUGUGGGAUUUGAUAAAUUCAAUUGGCAAGCAUAUCAAUCGAACUCGAAGGUAGUGAUGACACAUGUUAAUCCAGACGGCUAUCAAGGCUAUGAAGGAACGGUAAUGGCUCAAGUCACUUAUGAACUACAUCCGGACAAUACAUUUUCCGGCAAAUAUACAGCCACCGUUUCGAAACCAACACCCAUCAAUUUAACCAAUCAUUCGUAUUUCAAUCUAGCUGGCCAUGACAAAGGUCAUACGGAAAUCUAUAAUCAUGUAGUAACACUGAACGCAGAUCGUUACACCCUUACCGAUAAGGAUUCAAUUCCUACCGGACAAUUUCAAAAUGUAACUGGCACCAAUUAUGAUCUGCGUGUGGGCUGUAAUCUUGGCCAAUACAUUGCCAAACUUAAAAAUAACGGAUAUGAUGAUAAUUUCUGUGUAACUCGUGGCACCGAUCAAUCGCUGACAUUUGCUGCUCGUGUGGCCCAUCCCAAAUCUGGCCGAGUAUUGGAAGUAUACAGUGAUCAACCGGGUGUUCAAUUUUAUACCAGCAAUGGUAUGCCCGAUCCAAAUAACCAGAUUUAUCCGGAAGGCAAACCACAUGAUGACAAACCAAUGAGUGAUGCAAACGAACCAAUAUUUGGUAAAGAUGGUGCACUCUAUUUUAAACACGGUGCAUUCUGUUUGGAAACUCAAAAUUAUCCAGACGCUGUGAAUCAUCCAAACUUCCCGAACUCAAUUGUAUAUCCCGGUGAAGUAUACAAACAUGAAUUUACGUACAAGUUGUUCUGCUCCAGCUAAGCUGUACGCGCUCAAGAUUUCAUAUGGAAAAUACUUGCAACUCAUUUAUUAUAUGAUAUAAUCAGCAAUAUUUUAAAAAAUACAGUAAAUGCAACUAACGAAAAGAACAAGCAAAAAA
Contarinia nasturtii (swede midge) is the source of this 1657-nucleotide messenger RNA. Its product is annotated as aldose 1-epimerase. The record is from RefSeq and is a predicted model, not a curated record. The coding region runs from base 406 to 1539 and encodes 377 amino acids. Gene Ontology annotation, molecular function: carbohydrate binding; aldose 1-epimerase activity. Lineage: Eukaryota; Metazoa; Arthropoda; Insecta; Diptera; Cecidomyiidae. Gene Ontology annotation, biological process: beta-D-galactose catabolic process via UDP-galactose, Leloir pathway; glucose metabolic process. The transcript has 6 exons.